CACAAUGAACUUGGUGUUAUGGAUCUUAAACUUUUUAAUUUACUGGACUCGAAUUGACGCACAGAUGGGGUUUGAUGGUCCUCUCUCUGCUCAGGAGCAGAUGUUCAUCCUGUAUGAAGUCAAAAUGCAGUGCUAUCAGAACCUCUCCAACAUGGAACCAGGAACUGCAGACGAGGUGUGUCCUCCAGAUUGGGACGGUCUGAUUUGUUGGCCCCAUGGUUCCCAAGGGCAGAUUACAAAGGUUCCCUGCCCAUCUUACAUCUAUGACUUCAAUCACAAAGGACACGCUUACAGGAAAUGUGAUGUCAACGGUUCCUGGGUAUUUGUAGAGCAGUGGAACAAAACAUGGACCAACUACUCAGAGUGUCUACGCUUCCUUCAGCCCUUCAGCGACGAGGAGGCAAAACAAGACUUCUUUGAGCGGCUAUAUGUCAUGUACACCACUGGCUACGCUGUGUCCUUCAGCUCUCUGCUUGUGGCCAUCAUGAUAAUCGGAUACUUCAGACGACUUCACUGCACCAGAAACUACAUCCACAUGCACCUGUUUGUUUCCUUCAUGUUGCGUGCCGCCAGCAUCUUUGUGAAGGACAAAGUUGUCUAUUCAAGUGCCGGAUUGCAGGACUUUGACUCUGCCCUGUUGGACAACUUGAAAACAGUCAGCAUAGCAUCACUGGACAAAUCUCAGUAUAUCGGCUGCAAGGUGACAGUGCUGCUCUUCAUCUAUUUUCUGGCCACCAACUACUUCUGGAUCCUGGUAGAAGGCCUCUACCUGCACAGUCUUAUCUUCAUGGCCUUUCGGUCCGAUUCCAAAUACCUCUGGGGCUUCAUACUCAUCGGAUGGGGUGUUCCAGCUGUGUUUGUGGCAGUGUGGGCGAUUGCUAGAGCAAUGCUGGCAGAUGCAAGGUGCUGGGAGUUAAGCGCUGGUAACAUCAAGUGGAUCUACCAGGUGCCCAUCUUGACAGCGAUUGGGCUUAAUUUUAUUUUGUUUGUGAAUAUCGUGCGAGUCCUGGCCACGAAGAUUCGGGAGACAAAUGCGGGGAGAUAUGACACCAGGAAGCAGUACAGGAAACUGGCGAAGUCCACCCUUGUGCUGGUGCUGGUGUUUGGUAUCCAUUACAUCAUCUUUGUUGGGAUGCCGCAUACAUUUAAGGGACCAAGCUGGGAGAUUCGCAUGUACUGCGAGCUUUUCUUCAACUCAUUUCAGGGCUUCUUUGUGUCUAUAAUCUAUUGCUACUGCAAUGGAGAGGUCCAGACAGAAAUAAAGAAAACAUGGACACGCUGGAACCUGGCGUUUGAGUGGGAAGGGCCAGUGGUCUGCGGUCGCUACCGUUACGGCUCUGUGGUUGUAGGUCUUAACAACAACAGCACCAGCAGUCAGUCGCACCUGGCUGGUGGUGGGCUCUCCACACGCUCCACCACGCUGGCUUCCAGCCGCGUUUACCGGAGCUCAGGUCCGCCCACGAACAACACACACACCACCCUCCCGGGGUAUGUAAUCACCAACUCAGAUCCAUCCAUACCUGAGGAACCUGAGGACAGUGGGCCAAAGCGAGUGGAUGAUAUCUCACUGAAGGAAAAUCUGCCAGUCCUCAAUAUAAGUGCUACAGGUGAGGAUGAGGAAGAAACACUGUAGCAGUUAGCGAAAGUCAAGAGAGACUGCAGAUGGAACCAUGCAGCCCAUUACUUUCUUAUGUAAUUUAAACUGAAAUGGAAGAAAACAAACCAAAAAUCAGACUGUAUUCAACAUGAAUGAGACUGUCAGAUAGAGAAGCGAUGAUAAUGAAUGCAAUUGAUGGUCCUGUUUGUGUUUGUGCCAGUAGGAGUAACCAAAAUGAAGGAAUGUCUGCAAGAAAAAUCUGUGAUUUACAUUUAGAUUCAAGCUGCAAACCUGAGCUGCAGGUAUUGAUAACAAACAUUGCAAGCUUGUUAAAAUCCUCAACAUGUGAUGACACAAGAGACCCAGUGCUGAAGGCUGGUGACGGUUGAUUUAAACAGCUGGCAUUUAAACAAAAGUUAGAGGAGCAUAAUCUGGCAUGUUGGCGAGAAACUGAAGAGAUGAAAGGCUUGAGUCAACAAAAGGGCCUUCGCUGUUUCUCAUGGGGGGAAACACCAUGAUACCCUUCAUUAUCCAAAAGCCCCAGGAGGUUUUUCUCAAGGUUUGACUUGAAGAAAAAAAAAAAAAACAAGAAAAAA
Molecule: messenger RNA, 2193 nt
Organism: Melanotaenia boesemani (Boeseman's rainbowfish)
Lineage: Eukaryota; Metazoa; Chordata; Actinopteri; Atheriniformes; Melanotaeniidae
Gene: pth2ra
Product: parathyroid hormone 2 receptor a
Exons: 13
Coding region: 5-1633 (542 amino acids)
Biological process (GO): cell surface receptor signaling pathway; adenylate cyclase-modulating G protein-coupled receptor signaling pathway
Cellular component (GO): plasma membrane
Molecular function (GO): G protein-coupled peptide receptor activity; peptide hormone binding; parathyroid hormone receptor activity
Source: RefSeq, a predicted model, not a curated record